CGGCCAUAUUUGCCGAGGAGCGCUCCUCCUCGCCUCCCCCGCGCAGUAAACAAGCCCAAAGUGUCGGGGAGCCACCGAGGCGCGCCGCGCCGGGCUCUUCUUCCCUCGACUGGCUGGCUGGCUGGCUGGGCGCCGCGCUCCCCUCCCUCCCUCCCGCCUCGCGGCAUGUCCUACAAGCCCAACUUGAACGCGGCGCACCUCGCGGCGGCUGCUCCGCUGAGCCAAGGUGGGAACGUCCACUCUCCAUCGACUAGCAUGGCGGGCUCUGGACAAUAUCGGCAGCUUAUCAAUGACUUCGGACCCCCCUCUCUAGGCUACACGCAAAGCGUGCAGGGUACUAGCAGCAGUCAAGUACCACAGAGCAAAUAUGCAGAACUCCUGGCUAUCAUAGAAGAAUUAGGAAAAGAAAUUAGGCCAACGUAUGCUGGAAGCAAAAGUGCCAUGGAGCGGCUAAAACGAGGCAUCAUUCACGCUCGUGGAUUAGUUCGGGAAUGCUUGGCAGAGACAGAGCGGAACGCGCGAUCCUAGUUCUCACCCUCCCGAGCAGCAAGGCUUCCCAUCUCUUUAUGAACAAGACAGAGAAUUCCUUUGGAGGCCACGGAAACGUUCAGACAAAUCUCUCAACUGGACUGUUCCCCCCCCCCGCCCUUUUUCAAGAAUGUGGGCUGGGACCCAAAGAGCGACUCGAGGCGCACCCACGAGCUUUGUGUGCUUUGAGUGACAGAUUUCCCUCCCUCCUCCCCGACCUGUCAUUGAAACUCCACUUUGUUUCAGAAGCAGUUCGACGUGCGGUGACAAAGGCAUCUCUGACAGAUGCAAAGUCCAAACCCCCCACCCACCCCCAGGUCAUAUGGAACUCGUGCAGUUCUUUGGAUCCUGGCCACUGUCAAGAAGAAUGAAAUUUUCUUCCUCUCUUUGAACAAGGAGAACUGGCAGCAUUUCGGUUCGACGCUCCCUGAAUUCAUUCGGAAGAUUUUCUAAAAAAAAAUAUUGCACUCUCUUUGCUUUUCUUCCAAUCUCAUUAUCUGUUUCUUAGUGCAUUUGUUUUCACGUUGCAUUCCAAGGAAGCCCCGAUGAUUCCUCAGGUGGGGGGGCGGCCAGAAACAGCAAUCUUCCGUUUGACCUUUUGAGUUGUUUUUGAUGGAAAAGCUGUGUCCGUGUCCCAUGAUCCUUUGCAGUGCAUCGGGAUUCCAUGGCACGUGCGGGGCCAGUGUGGAGUGAGUUCUUUGAAGCCAGCGUGGCAAACGCUCCUCUAAUCGCUCAUAUGUUCACCUUCUAAGGAUUUCAUGUUAAGGACAGAGAUAAUUCCCCCCCCCCCCCGCCCUUGCCAAUAAGCUUCCUAAUUCAUGUAGUCUGAUACAUAAACCAUAAACUGCAUUUAACAUUCCCCCACCUUUGUUUUCCCCACAUGACUGUUUGUAUUUCGGAAACCAUUUAAAAUGCAUGAGACAGAAUGCCGUCUGUUAGAUCCUAUAGGGGCCCAUGAUACUAACACUUGAUUUCUUCCAAGGUUUAAAACGGUAACUUUGCCAAAAAAAAAGGGGGGGGGGGGAAUCCCAAACAAGCGACUAAAACUUAUUUGCAUCUUUGUAUGUAUUUAUUACUUGAUGUAAUAAAGCUUAUUUUCAUUAA
Messenger RNA from Heteronotia binoei (common prickly gecko), 1632 nucleotides. It is a transcript of the gene CDK2AP1, whose product is annotated as cyclin dependent kinase 2 associated protein 1. Lineage: Eukaryota; Metazoa; Chordata; Lepidosauria; Squamata; Gekkonidae. The coding region runs from base 166 to 528 and encodes 120 amino acids. The record is from RefSeq and is a predicted model, not a curated record. Gene Ontology annotation, cellular component: cytoplasm; nucleus. The transcript is spliced from 4 exons.